AUGUACGGUCUACUUCUUGAGGGGUUACGUCACUAUUUCACGUCACACCAUUCUGUGGCCCUAUGGAACACGGUUUUAUCAAAAGCUGGCUGUGAUAUUAAACAAUUUGAGAUCAAACGCGUCUAUGAUGAAGAUCUGUUGCCCAGACUGUUUCAUACAGCAAGCAAGGUGCUACAAAUUCCAGAGGACAAAAUCAAGAUGGAUAUGGGUCGAUUGUUUGUCGAUUUUGUGAGCAGUAAAGGUUAUCACAAUCUGCUCUCGGUACUUGGACGUAGUCUGAGGGACUUUUUGAACGGUCUGGACAAUUUGCACGAGUUUCUACGCUCCUCGUAUCCACACAUUAUGCCCCCGUCAUUUUUCUGUGUGAAUGAAAGCCGUACAGGCAUCACAUUAGAAUACCGUUCCAGAAGGGAGGGGUUUGUGCCGUUUUUCAUCGGAUGGAUGGAGGAGUUGGCAGAAAAGAUCUACGAUACACAAGUCAGGAUUACGAUUGUGGGUGAAGUUGAACAUGGCAUGACAAACGGGACAAUUCUGCGACUUCACUUCGACAAUCAAGCCUAUCAGUCCGAAACAGGAUCUCGGCUGCUCCCCACCAGCGUGUUCUUUGAAGCGUUUCCUUUUAGCCUAGUGUUCAACCGAGGCCUGAUCAUUAUCAAUGCCGGUCAGAGUCUGCAACGCGCGUUCCCCACAAUCCUGGGCAAACGAGUAGAUGCAGUGUUCAAGCUUGCAAGACCACUGAUCAAUUUAGACUGGGAAGGCGUGAUGCUCCAUACUAAUUCAAUAUUUGAACUGGUCAGCCUAAAAAGCAAGAAGAGUGGUAAAGAAACAGACGAUGGAGAUCCGGAAUUCGCGGAUCAGAAUGUAUUUAGACUGCGCGGGCAGAUGAAAUUUCUUGAAGAAUGGGACGCUCUGGCUCUUCUGGCAACUCCAAUCUUACGUGAUGUUGAAGACCUCUUCGAUUUGGGUCUUUGUUUAAAUGAGCUGAGCAUGCACGAUUCAAGUCGUGAUAUGGUUCUCGCGGGGGAACAACAAGCGGCUGAGUUGAAACUGGCUUUGGAGCAAUUUGUCCGUCUCCCGUUGGUUUAUAAACAGGAAAGUGAGAAAAGCAAGCGACUGGAGGAGAACCUGAGAAAGUUGGACGAGGAGGUGAAGCGUACGGACGAAUUGCUUUAUCAAAUGAUUCCACGUGCCGUGGCCAAACGUCUUCGAUCAGGAGUUGCUGCAGUGGACACUUGUGAGACGUUUGAAGAUGUUACCUUGUUGUUGAGCGACGUAGUUGGAUUUACAACUAUUUGCGGAGGUUUGACCCCACUGGAAGUGGUACAGUUACUGAACAACCUCUAUGGAUGUUUUGACGGAUUGGCUGAGAAGCACAAAGUCUACAAGGUUGAGACAGUUGGAGAUGCCUACUUGAUCGCCUCCGGGUGUCCUGUACGAACACAGUUACACGCACCCAUUAUGGCCGAGAUGGGUAUCGAUAUGAUUCAGUCGGCCAAUUCCAUCAAGGAUGAAUCAAAGGACCCACCAGAGGGUAUUAAAAUUCGAGUAGGUCUUCAUAGUGGAACUGCAGUUGCGGGAGUAGUUGGUGUGAAAAUGCCUCGGUACUGUCUCUUCGGAAGUAGUGUGGCCACGGUGGAACUAAUGGAACAAACGAGUUCGCCCCUCCGCGCUCAGAUCUCGGAAGCUACUCGCAAUAAACUAAUUGAGUACAACGUGUACGAUAUAGAGCCCAAAGGAUCUGUGAAAACGAAAGAUGGAACCACCAUCGAAACCUACUGGCUAAACGGAAAAUUGGAAGGGGUGGACUCCACAGAACUCACUAAAUUGAUGGAGAGCGAAAGAGAACGACUGGCCGACUCCAAUCUUUCUUCAAAUCAAACUAAAGUUGGUGAAGGCUGGGAAUCACUCAGUGCCAGUCGGUGCAGUUCGUCGCGUCCGUACAUGGCUAUUGCUUCAGCUAGGAAUUCGGAAUCGAGGAGGUCAGGCCAGUCUAGCUUGUCGGUCGUCAAGGAUCUCUCAACUAAUGACAUGCAGUCUAGGCGCUAG
This is a messenger RNA of Opisthorchis viverrini, 2046 nucleotides long. RefSeq lists its product as hypothetical. The coding region runs from base 1 to 2046 and encodes 681 amino acids. NCBI's taxonomy places the organism in Eukaryota, Metazoa, Platyhelminthes, Trematoda, Opisthorchiida, Opisthorchiidae. Gene Ontology annotation, molecular function: guanylate cyclase activity; heme binding; oxygen sensor activity. The record is from RefSeq and is a predicted model, not a curated record. The transcript is spliced from 11 exons. Gene Ontology annotation, biological process: response to oxygen levels; nitric oxide-cGMP-mediated signaling; cGMP biosynthetic process. Gene Ontology annotation, cellular component: guanylate cyclase complex, soluble.